AUUUCUGGCUGCAUUACCUCAUGCCAGAGAGAAGAUGCUGCUCAGCUGCACCAGUUUAUAUUGCAUGCAGCUCUGGAUAUUGUUCAGGACCUUGCAUGGACUACUAGUGCAAUGUUCUUGAAAGCAAUUGACAGGUUCAAUGAAUUUGUUCUUGUUGUUUUUGUUUUUAUCAUACAUACGCGGCUUAUGCUACUUCAUGACUCUCGUAAUGAUGAUGGAAUCAAGAGCUUUUUCCAAGAGGUCCAUGAGCUUUAUGUAAAGAUUCUUCUUAAUCCACUAUAUUUGCCUGGCUCCCGCAUCACAUCAUCCCAUUUCGAUACAAAAGUCCGUGCACUUGCAAGAAAAUAUCUUUGACUAAUAUCAGAACUUGUGACUUUGCAAAAUGAGCUGGACUUCAAGCCUUCAACAUCUCCAUUUCUUGAUGCGUUGAUCACAUGGAGAAAUCCCAACUUUGCUUUGAAUUUAGUUAGUGCAUGACUCUAUCCAGUAUAUGAUUUUACUUUUAAUCUGACCCCUUUUGUUGGUGUUCGUGACAAAUACCAAAAACGAAGGGAGCAUCUUUGAAUUGGUCAUCGCACCAAUGGCCAGGCUUUUUAGUCACCAAGUCUUCGGUCAUUUAUAUUUCUUGUAACAGACAGAAGGGUCUUCUAAGGGUAGGGUUGCCUCAGUUAUAUGUACUCAGG
This is a messenger RNA of Carica papaya (papaya), 683 nucleotides long. The record is from RefSeq and is a predicted model, not a curated record. NCBI's taxonomy places the organism in Eukaryota, Viridiplantae, Streptophyta, Magnoliopsida, Brassicales, Caricaceae.